AUAGUUAACUUUGUUUUGAUGAAAGGUUGAUGGAUUGGUGGCCCUCAUGGAGGGUGAGCACAUUGGCCCUUUCAACUUGGGAAAUCCAGGAGAAUUCACCAUGUUGGAGCUUGCUGGGGUGGUGAAAGAAGUGAUUGAUCCGAGUGCGACUAUUGAGUUCAAAGCCAACACCGCGGAUGAUCCUCACAAGAGGAAACCUGAUAUUAGCAAAGCAAAGGAGCUACUAAACUGGGAACCAAAAAUAUCGUUGCAAGAGGGGCUUCCUCUCAUGGUCAAUGAUUUCCGCAAUCGUAUCUUGAAUGAAGAUGAAGGCAAAGGGAACUAAACAAGAAAAAUAGUAUGUAUAGCUCCAAACUUGUUUAUUAUACUCGAAGUUGAUAUGAUAUGCAUUCUUUUUUUUUGUAUUUUCCUUGUAAUAGCAGAUGGAUAAGCCACAUCUUUAGUCUCAAAAUAGCAGAUGGCUUCUAUUUUGGGAAACUGCCCUGUGAUGUUUUAAAGAUCAAGUGUUUUUGUUAUGAUGAUCAAUAGUGGAUAUUCUUCAAAUCUCCAUAUGUUUUCUAUGUGAACGAACAUUCAUGUGA
This is a messenger RNA of Solanum tuberosum (potato), 581 nucleotides long. RefSeq names its product UDP-glucuronic acid decarboxylase 1-like. The coding region runs from base 47 to 325 and encodes 92 amino acids. The record is from RefSeq and is a predicted model, not a curated record. Gene Ontology annotation, biological process: D-xylose metabolic process. The transcript is spliced from 2 exons. Gene Ontology annotation, cellular component: cytoplasm. Gene Ontology annotation, molecular function: NAD+ binding; UDP-glucuronate decarboxylase activity. Lineage: Eukaryota; Viridiplantae; Streptophyta; Magnoliopsida; Solanales; Solanaceae.